This is a messenger RNA of Suncus etruscus (white-toothed pygmy shrew), 1134 nucleotides long. RefSeq names its product cholesterol 25-hydroxylase (gene CH25H). The transcript is spliced from 5 exons. Gene Ontology annotation, biological process: cholesterol metabolic process; sterol biosynthetic process. NCBI's taxonomy places the organism in Eukaryota, Metazoa, Chordata, Mammalia, Eulipotyphla, Soricidae. Gene Ontology annotation, molecular function: steroid hydroxylase activity; C-4 methylsterol oxidase activity; iron ion binding. The record is from RefSeq and is a predicted model, not a curated record. The coding region runs from base 1 to 1134 and encodes 377 amino acids.
AUGGGGAGCCCCAACAGCUCGGAGCUCCUGGUCUUUUGCAGCAGCGGCAGCAGCUGCAGCAGCUCGGGGCAGCUCCUGCUGCAGCCCUUGUGGGACCGCCUGAGGUCCCACAACUCCAUCCUGCAGUCUCCCUUCUUCCCGGUCAUCUUCUCCAUCGCUACCUACGUCGGAUUUUGCCUGCCCUUCGUGGUCCUGGAUGCCCUGAGCCCCUGGGUGCCCAUGCUGCAACGCUACAAGAUUCACCCCGACUUCUCGCCAUCACUGAAGGAGCAGCUGCUGCCCUGCCUGGGGCAGACGCUCUGGCAGCACCUGAUACUGGUGUUCCCCCUGACUCUGUUGCAUUGGACAGGUCGCCCCAAUUUGCUGCCCCCCGAAGCCCCCGGGUUGUUCCAGAUGCUGCACCACCUCCUGCUGUGUCUGCUGCUCUUUGACACGGAGUUCUUUCUCUGGCACGUCCUGCAUCACAGGGUGCCCUGGCUGUACCGCACCUUCCACAAGGUCCACCACCAGAAUGUGUCCUCCUUCGCCAUGGCCACCCAGUACAUGAGCCUUUGGGAGCUGGUUUCCUUGCUCUUCUUCGACGUGAUGAACAUCAAGCUGCUCCAGUGUCACCCGCUCACCGUGCUGAUGUUCCACGUGCUCAACAUCUGGCUGUCCGUGGAGGACCACUCAGGCUACGACUUCCCCUGGUCCACGCACAGGCUGGUGCCUUUCGGCUGGUACGGUGGCGUGGCCCACCACGACUUGCACCAUUCUCGCUUCAACUGCAACUUUGCUCCUUAUUUCACGCACUGGGAUAAAUUGCUGGGCACCCUGAGAACUUCGAUACCUUCAAAAAAUCGUAACAUCUGGAAAACAUCGCUGAGAUUUCCAGGGAAAGUCAAUGAGCUAAAAAAGUACCUGCACAGUGGGUGCAAAAAGGCUCUGUAUGCUGUGAGAUUUUUGGUCUUUAGGAAGUUACCCUUGGAAAUGCAAGUUAAGGUCCUUGGAAGAGUGCUGAAGAAGCAGCAUGGAAUCCUGGUCAUGGAAACCAUGAUCAUGGCUGCUCUGGAUGGAAAUGAGUUAAAAUCAGGUGAUUAUGAGUAUCAACUCCAAAAUUCUGAGACAGUUAUGCUUCAAAUUAAUAUGACAUAA